This is a messenger RNA of Tarenaya hassleriana, 738 nucleotides long. RefSeq lists its product as uncharacterized. The coding region runs from base 31 to 534 and encodes 167 amino acids. The transcript has 2 exons. NCBI's taxonomy places the organism in Eukaryota, Viridiplantae, Streptophyta, Magnoliopsida, Brassicales, Cleomaceae. The record is from RefSeq and is a predicted model, not a curated record.
UGCAAAAGAAAAGAUCCCACGCGCCUGAAAAUGAAUGACAUCUCGUCUUCUCCAGCUUCUCCCAUGGAAGAGAACAACGUCGGGAGCGACUCCGACACGAAUCCGGAGGAAGAUUCGCCGGACUAUUACCAGCCGAUCUCCGCCGUCGAUGCAGACAGCGAUGAUGAACCCGAAGACCAUUCCCAUCCCGUCGACGGAGAUGACCUCCGUCACGACCGCCUCUCCAACGGCCACUGCAAUCUCCGGCAAGCAGAGCAUCGGAUCUCUUCCAUUGGUCUGAACGGAGGAUCGGAGCAGAAGAGCGAUAGCGAAGAAGAAGAAGAGGAGGAGAUGCCGGAAAUGGCGAUAGGAAGGGCGUUUGGGGAGGACGAGCGGCAGAGGAGGUCGCCGUUGACGGCGGAGAACGCAACUAGGGUUAUGGACGCAAUGCGUGGGAUCUCGUUCCCUGGAACAGCUCCUGAUUGGGUAUCUGAGGUUCCAGAGGAUCGAUGGAUCGAUCAUCUCCGCAGAUUGAGAUCCAGCAUUCAGAAUUGAAGGAGUGAGAUCUGAAACCUUUCCACAAAGGUCCCCUCCAUCGGUUAGUUGUUGAGGAGUGGUCGUUUUCCAGUGAUAUGAACUUUAAGAAAAAGGAGUCGUCUCCAAUUAUUCAAUACAAAACUUGAAUCUCUUGCAAACUCUUGAGUUGACCCUCAGAGAUUCUUGCGUAAACUCUUCAAUGACAUUUAUAGUUCAAUAGAA